Pleurotus ostreatus (oyster mushroom) is the source of this 855-nucleotide messenger RNA. RefSeq names its product pre-rRNA-processing protein pno1 (gene PNO1). Gene Ontology annotation, molecular function: RNA binding. Lineage: Eukaryota; Fungi; Basidiomycota; Agaricomycetes; Agaricales; Pleurotaceae. The transcript has 5 exons. Gene Ontology annotation, cellular component: nucleolus. The record is from RefSeq and is a predicted model, not a curated record. Bases 1 to 855 code for a protein of 284 amino acids.
AUGGGCGUGACACACAUUGCUCAAGGUAACGCGUCGUCUACUUCUGGCCCCCGCAAGAACCGCCGACGAACGACCAAAAAGGCUCCCCGAUUAGCUGACUUGCAGCACAACGAUGGCGACGAACAAAUGGACGAUCUCGACCAGAAAGAUAAGCCAGAUGUACUGGAAGCAUCAGGCUCGGGCGACAAGAAAACCACCGACGAUGACGAUGAAAUUGUGAUCGACGACGAUGCAUCAUCUAUACCGCAACCAUCUACCCUACCUGCAUUCGCCCCAUUGCCUGCAAAUGCUGAUAAAACUACCUUGAAAUCGGAAAUAAGGAGAAUACCCAUACCCCCUCAUCGAAUGACACCCAUCAAGGCGGAUUGGAUCAACAUAUUUGGGCCGUUGACGGAGAUCCUGGGAUUGCAAGUGCGCAUGAAUGUACAACGGCGAAGCGUUGAAAUUAGGACAUCAAGGCACACAAAAGAUAUCGGUGCACUUCAGAAGGGCGCUGAUUUCGUGAAGGCAUACGCCCUCGGCUUCGACGUCAAGGACGCUAUCGCACUACUACGUCUCGAUGAUCUUUACCUUGAUUCGUUUGAAAUCAAGGAUGUCAAAACCUUGCACGGUGACCACCUGUCUCGAGCCAUAGGCCGUAUUGCAGGACAAGACGGCAAAACAAAAUUUACCAUCGAAAAUGCAAGCCGCACUCGUAUUGUACUUGCCGAUACUAAGAUACAUAUUAUGGGCUCAUUCCAGAACAUCAAAAUUGCUCGGGAUGCCAUUGUAUCCCUCAUCCUAGGCUCACCUCCAGGCAAAGUCUACGCAGGCCUUCGAACAAUCAGCAGUAGGAUGAGGCAGCGCGCUCUUUAG